Messenger RNA from Spinacia oleracea (spinach), 1476 nucleotides. Its product is annotated as mitochondrial outer membrane protein porin 4. Gene Ontology annotation, biological process: monoatomic anion transmembrane transport. Bases 230 to 1048 code for a protein of 272 amino acids. The record is from RefSeq and is a predicted model, not a curated record. The transcript is spliced from 7 exons. Lineage: Eukaryota; Viridiplantae; Streptophyta; Magnoliopsida; Caryophyllales; Amaranthaceae. Gene Ontology annotation, molecular function: voltage-gated monoatomic anion channel activity. Gene Ontology annotation, cellular component: mitochondrial outer membrane.
CUUUUAAAACAACGACCCACAAAUAAAGAAAAACCCCAAUAGAAACCUCAAAGGCCCUUGCUCGAUUGUGAAACCUCAACCCAAAGAAACACGAGGGAAUAAAGGACGUCCGACUUCCUCAGGGCGGCGCUCGACUGAACAACCCCGCCGCACUUCACUCUCAGCCGUCACCGUCGGCGGCGUCUAUCUCGUAGGAACUAGCUGAUUAAUCAUAGUUUCAGCAGAAGAGAUGGCUCCUGCUCCAUUUAUUGAUAUUGGCAAGAAAGCCAGAGAUGUCUUAACCAAAGAUUACAACUUCGAUCACAAAUUUACCUUAUCAGUGCCUAGUGCCAACGGAAUGGGUUUGACAGCCACAGGUGUCAAGAAGGACCAAAUCUUUGUUGGUGAUAUAAGUACACAGUAUAGGAGUGGGAAAACUACAGUUGAUGUGAAAGUUGAUACCUAUUCAUAUGUUGCCACAAAAAUAACUUACGAUGAAGCUUUGCCUGGCAUCAAAACAGCUCUUAGCUUCAACAUUCCUGAUCAGAAAUCUGGGAAGCUAGAUGUGCACUACCGGAAUUAUCAUGCUGCAGUGAACUCAAGUGUUAGCUUGAAUCCUAGUCCUACCCUGGACUUCAAUGCUGCCAUUGGCAAUGAGGACAUCAGUUUGGGUGGGGAGAUGGCGUUUGAUUCUGCAUCUGGUUCAUUCACCAAAUACAAUGCUGGGAUUACCUUCAACAAACCAGAUUUUUCUGCGGCCCUUAUACUGAUGGAUAAAGGACAGACUCUUAAAGCUUCGUAUUUUCACACUGUGAAGCCAUCAACAGCUGUUGCAGCCGAAAUGGUUCACAGAUUUUCUAAUUAUGAGAACGGAUUUACGAUUGGUAGCUCACAUGUAGUUGAUCCCACUACACUGGUGAAAACUCGUUUCUCUGACAAUGGAAAGGUCGGGAUGUUGUGCCAGCGUGAAUGGAGGCCGAAGUCACUGUUAACAUUUUCAGCUGAGUAUGACACGAAGGCCAUUCAUUCAGCCUCUAAAUUCGGCAUUGCAUUGGCACUUAAACCUUGAGAUGCUACCGCCGAGCAACUCUGGUUGAUAUACCCUGCAUUGAUGAAUUUUUGUUUCUGAUCAUACAAUUUUAUGACCCCAAAUGGGUGUUGUUUACCCAAAUGUCAAAACUAGAGACUGAAAAUGUAUUCACAAAGUAGACCAUUCUAAAGCAUUGAUGGGAUUUAGAUCCAUUUUUGGAUAGUUUGCAGAUGCUACUACAAAAAUCAGCAUCUCAGUGCUUUCGUUUACAAGAGAUUUUGUGCUGCUUCAUAAUGAAUCUCCUCCUGAGAUUUUUUUUCUGUUAUUUUUCUCCUGAAACCUAUAAUAUCUUCUUGCCAAUUACCACACCAGAAUUCUUAUGUAAUUGAAGUAUUUUUUUUACAGAAAUUGUUACUGUGAUUUCUGUAACACUCGGAAAAUAAAUGUAGUUUUGCAUUCUCAGCUUA